Poeciliopsis prolifica (blackstripe livebearer) is the source of this 6060-nucleotide messenger RNA. Its product is annotated as kazrin-like. The record is from RefSeq and is a predicted model, not a curated record. Lineage: Eukaryota; Metazoa; Chordata; Actinopteri; Cyprinodontiformes; Poeciliidae. The transcript has 12 exons. Bases 379 to 1992 code for a protein of 537 amino acids.
GUUACAGAGAACCUGUGAGAAAAACGGAGAGAGAACCCAGAGUUGUCACAUUUGGAUCAGAUAUAGCAGCACCACACUGGAGCUUUAAUGAGCAGUCUGAGAGAGCAAGCGCAACACACAGAUCUCCUGUCAGCCAGAGAAGAGCGCACAACUCUCAACGGCAUCGGAGGCGACGAGACGAUCUGCUGAUCUGCAGUCAGCUUAGAGGCAACUGAAGAAGCCAAACAUCCUCUCUGUGCGAGGCGUAGGAAGAGGUCGUGAAGAGACUUUGGAGGCAAAUCGGCUGAGAAAGAGAGAGGGGGCAAAAAAAAAAAAAAGAAAGACUUCUCCGGUGUGGAAAGCUGACCUUCGGUGCACUCCAAAGAAGGAGGAUCGACCAUGGAGGAGACGCUCACCUGCAGUCGAAGUCCUUUCUCUCAGGUGUUUGGACGCCAGGGUCAGCUGAUGCAAGCCACUGUGCAGUCGCUGAACAAUCUGAACGACCAGAUUGCAAGCUUUAUGGUGACCAGACCCAAAUCCCUGGAGCAGCAGGAGCAGGCCUACUCUCCUCCGGAGAAGGAGACCCUGCAGAAGUCCAUGAACCUGAUGCGGCACCUCCUUGUUGACGCCCAGGCAAAAAUCCUGAAAAUGAUGGAUGACAACAAGCAGCUGGCCCAGCGCAUCGAUGGGGCCAUUCAGUCGGCCAGCCAGGAGGUGACCAACCUGCGGUCCGAGCUGAGCGCCACCAGCCGCAGACUUGCUGAGCUCGGGGCGACGGACUCCUCCGCCAGCAUGCUGGAGACCGUGCAGCACAACCACAACGAUCCAUCACCUCAACACAAGCAGAAACCCCCAACCACGGACCUCUGCUACAAGACUGAAAUCAGCAGUCUCAUGGACUUCAACUCUCCUGAUGCCUCAUUGGACAAAGUUCUGCUGCGCGAAGAGGUGGCCCAGCUCCAGGAGGAGGUGCACCUGCUGCGGCAGAUGAAGGACAUGUUGAGCAAGGACCUGGAGGAGACCCAGGGAGGCUGCUCGGCUGACGUCCUGUCCGCCACGGAGCUCCGAGUGCAGCUGGCCCAGAAGGAGGAGGAGCUGGAUCGGGCCAAAGAGGCUUUACAAGCCAUGAAGUCGGACCGCAAACGUCUCAAGGCGGAGAAGGCCGACUUGGUGAACCAGAUGCAGCAGCUUUAUGCCACACUAGAGAGCCGGGAGGAGCAGCUUCGGGACUUCAUACGCAACUACGAGCAGCACAGGAAAGAGAGCGAGGAUGCAGUGAAGGCUCUGGCCAAGGAGAAAGACCUCCUGGAGAGGGAGAAGUGGGAUCUGAGACGGCAGACCAAGGAGGCCACGGAGCACACAGGGAUGCUGCGCUCCCAGCUAGACCUCAAGGAGAACCGCAUCAAGGAGCUGGAGGCUGAACUCGCCAUGAUGAGUAACUGUGUCAAUCAGAGAAUGGAGUUCCGGGUGUUUGAGCGGCUUGUGGACAGGGACUGCUCUCCUAGGGUCACGGCGGCCAAACAGUCACUAGCCACACUGACAAAGGAUGUGCCCAAGCGUCACUCAUUGGCCAUGCCCACGGAGGCGGUCGUCAAUGGCAACAACCAGGAGUGGGUGAUGCAGGCGGAUCUUCCCCUGACUGCUGCCAUCAGGCAAAGUCAGCAGACCCUCUACGUCCACACAGGCCAUCCCACUGACAGACAAGUGGCUGCGGUGCGAGUGAGCCCCAUCCACUCGCGUCAGCCUUCCAUCAUCUCUGACGCCUCUGCAGUGGAGGGAGAACGGUCGUCUACACCAAGCGACAUAAACUCGCCACGUCACCGGACUCACUCCCUCUGCAAUUCCCUAGAAGAUCUGGAGGAGGCGAAGCGUAAGAAGAAGAAAGAGAAGAUGGGUCUGGGCUCACUGUCGCGUGUCUUUGCCCGGGGAAAGCAGCGCAAGUCUCUGGACCCCGGUUUGUUUGAUGGUACUUCCACACCCGAUUAUUACAUAGAAGAGGAUGCAGACUGGUAAAAGCACAGCUCUCUGAGUGAACCCACCUUGGACCACGAUGAGUGUUGGAGUGUAUAGAUAUAAUAUAAUACAUGCGCCUGUUUAGCCCCACUAGAAGGGGGAUAAUUGUACGUGUGUGUGUGCGUGUCAGCGUGCACGUGCGUGGUUAGGCCAAUGGUCAGAGGUCAAGUCAGGAGCCAGAGGCGCGUCUUGCUUCGCUGAAGUCUUAUUGAACACAUUGCACCUGUAUGUAUGUACACUUCUGUAAAUAGAAACACAGCAACAAUGUUGACUUGCUCUGUUAAAGCUGUGUUACUGGAUCUUCUUCUUGACUUUUUGUUUUCAAAAAGCUGGAAACUUGAAGGACUGCUGUAUCUGUAAAUAACAACAGUUGUUGUGCACUCUGUGCUUGUAAAUGUCUCCAUGUUCCAAUUAACUUUUGUUCAUUUUGACACAAAUUUCCCUCACAACUCAAAGCCCCUUUCUUUCUUUUUUUUUUGUUUUGUUUUGGGUUUUUUUUUUGUCCUGCCUGGUCCUCCCCUCCUUUUUCACACAGCCAUGAUGAGAACAGUUUCCUGUAGGCAACAUGCAGACUCCUCAGUUCCAACAACAAUUCGAUUAUCAUUUAUCGGAUUCCUCAGAAAACAAAAACUGAACAGGGGCUCCAACUGGUUGCAAAUGAGCCGCUGAGCACGGGGUCAGCAUAAUGAAGCCAAACAGGAAAUGCAAAAAAAACACACACACAAAAAAACAUGAUUUCUAUCUGCAAAGAUAGAACGUACAGUGCCUUGUCGAGGUAUUCAUACCCCUUGAUUUUUUUCUUUUCUCCAUAUUUGCAAAAUUAAUUAUUGAAUUCGAUGCUCUGGUUGUAUAUUUGUUCUAUAUCUGUAGCAGAUUUUUACUCCAGGAUUGCUCCAACUCUAAUCAGCUUCCCACAAAUCAUUAUACUGCCACCAAUAUGUUUUAUCAUGGGGUUAGGCCAAAACGUUACAUUCUGUUUUCACCAGCCCAGAGAUUAUGCUCUACAAGACUAACUGAGAGCUCGCAAAAUAGAAUCGAGGGCAGAUCGAGUUGAUGUAAAAUUGGCUCAAUACUGUCUUUUCACAAUGUCUUUCUCCUCGUCCAUCUUUCUUUGAGGUCAGAUUUGUUAAGUGAACAGCUGAGAGUUUUCUGUUUUUUUCCCAUCUGAGAUGUGGAUCUCUGUAGAUCCUUCCAAGUUUUAAGUCGACAUCUUGGCUGCUUCUCUCAUGAGCCAGAAUGCAUUGAUAAAACUCCUUAACUAGUUUAUAUCAAAGACAUUGACAAAUAGCUGUUGCUGCAUUUGAUAAGUAAAGUUAAAAUUAAAUAAUAUUGAACAUCUUUUCAUGUUGUUCAGUCCUUCUGGGAUCUCACAAUUAUUUUGAAGAUUCUUUUUGCAGUCAGGAUCACUGAUUAUGUGGAGCAAAUUUAGAAAUAUUUAUGAGGAAGUUGGCAAUAUUUGCACGGUGUAACAUAAAUACUUUGUUAACUUUGUUAAUCAUCACAUCGAUCACGGAUCUAUUGAUUUGGCGUGAAUUUCUGUGAUUGCUAAAAACCAGAGGGACUGAUUGAUGUAAUUUCACAUCUCUGGAGUCUAGAGGGCCACAUAAAAAGGUAUGGUGGGUCAGAUUUGUCCCCUGAGCAUUGAGUUUGACAUGUGCUUUAGUAGGUAUUAAUGGCACGUUUAACAUUGCUUUGUGAUAAGCAAAAAAUUUAAAAGGUUUUUUUUUUUUCUGAUGUAACUCAGAUUUAAUCUGCUUGAUGUGCCUGCAGUGACCCUUGAUCUUUAUGGUGCUGCUUGUUCAUGAGAGUCUUCAAACGUCCUUGAUAGAUCAGUUGGACUUAUUCUAAGAGACUAUAUGUAUAAAUUAGGUAACCAGUAAUCAUUAAGUAGCUGGUUAUAUUGGCAUUUCUAGGGUGACAGAGUAAGGAGGGCUAAAUGGUUUCUACAUCAUUCAGAUAUUUUAGAUUAACCAUGAAUGCCUACAUGGAUUUAGCUUCUCUGUGUCAGUCCAUCACAUAAAAUCCAUUGAAGUUUGUGGCUGUGAUGUGACAAAAUAUCCAAAUGUUCGAGGGAUAUGCAAGACACAGCACACACCUGAACAUGUAACCUGCAUGCAUUAACCUCAGACCCCCAAGCAUGCUGACAGGGUUGUGUUGCAUAUGUUGUCAAGAAGGCACUUUAAUAAAAAAAAAGAGAGGUCAGUUACUGAUUUCAUGAUGUUUUUUCAUGGUUUUGUCAGAUUCAAAUGUAACCUGUUUGACUUUUAAACUUGAUCCUUUAAUUUUCUUUGAUUACUCUGUUAGGGUUUAGCAAUUUAGCCUGAUUCUGCAUCUCCAAGGCAACAUUUCCAUGUAGAAAUCAAUUUGGAAAUUUCAAGAUGAGCAAAGAUGCCAAGAAACCAACACUAUUUUUAAUCAUUCAUGUUUUUUUCUCCCAUUUUCUUUUAACUUGAUCUCGCAAUUGCUCGCAGCUAUCAUUAUGCUAAUACUCUGAAAAGCUGCUGGCAUUGGAUUAUAGCGGAGGAGCCUGUCUAAAAUUAGAAGCUAGAUUUAAAACUGAUGGUCAAGACUUUUGCAGACCGCUGGAAUCAAAGUUGUUUUUAAUUAAUAACUGGAACCAUAAUUAAAAGAAGCAUACAUUAAACAAAAGACUCUAACAGUGAUGAGUGCCUUCUCUGGAGGUUAGGUCUUAAGCAUACUAAUCAAGUAAAAGCAUUGGUUUCCAGGUGACCCCCAGAGCUCACUAAACAUUAUUCAGUUUAAGCUACUAUUGGGGGAAAAAAAAAGCAAUUAGCUCUGUGUUAAAGGUUAAUAACAUUUCUUCAAGCCAAAGAAUGUCCAGAGACACGGGAUUCUUUUCAUCCUGGAUCAAAUUGGAGUCUGCACUGCCCCCACUGGAAAUCUCUUCUCUCCCUGACAUUAAAUUAUCACCGGGUGUUCAUUAGCUGUACCAAAAACCCCCAAAAACAGUGCCAGACAGUGGAGCACUGGAGCUAUUUUUAAACCAGAUUUUACGAGAAAAGAGGAUCUUUGGAAAAGUAUUUGCUGCCAGACUUUAUUUUUUAUGUUUUUUUUUUACAUGGUCACAUUUCAAUGUUUCAGAUGAUCAAACGAAUUUUAAUAUAAGAUAUGAAAACCUGAGUAAAUGUAAAAUGCUGUUUCAAAUUAUGAUUUUAAUUCGUCAAGCUAUCCAAAGCAACCUGCCCUUGCGUGAAAAAAUAACCGCCCUCUAAAACCAGCUACUAGUUGUUCCACCCUGGCCAGUAACAACUGGCAAAGAGUCUUUUACAUCAGUGUGGAGGAAUUUAGUCCAAUUUUCUUUGCACCAGUAUGUAAAUCAGCUUCACUGGAGGGUUUUAAAUAGCCUACUCUAAAUCAUUACCAAAGCCUUUAAUUCAGAUUUAAUUCCAAACUUUGACUCGAAGAUCCACUUGGGUUUUUUUAUAUAUAUAAUUCAAAGGUGGAUUUGCUAGUGCGCUAGAGUUGAGUUAUGGAGCCUUGUGAAGCUUCAUGAUUCAAGCACACUUGAGUUUUAAGACAAUAACAUAUCAUUGGACAUUGUCAUCUGCUUGAUUUUCUGAAACAUUUAGGCGUGACAAAAACGGAAAAUAAUAUGUAGGAAAUGCAAAGAUAAAUCAUCACAUAUUCGGCUGUAUUUAUAGGAACAAUUCAACCACUUGAGGUAUUCAUUAUCAAAUAAUAUAUAGAAAAACACAGGCUACUUUUAUGUUUUCAUUUAAUCAGUUUUUACCUGCUGAUGGGAGAAACUACAUAUCAAAUGCAGCAUUGUAUGAUUUCAUAUUCUGAGCCACGGUGUGUUUUUAUUCUGCCACAGAUAUUUUACUUUUUGUAAAUGAGACAGCAUUACAGAAAUGAGAUGAAUCUUAUUGUUAUUAUUAUUGAAGAGUUUUAUUUAAAGUCAGAGAUGUAGGCCUCAGUGUGGAACUGAGAUAUUUAGAAGUAGAUAGUAGCGACUUUUUAAGGCAUGGCAACGACGUUACACUAAAAAAAGAAAACAAAUAAAAAAAUAAGAUUAUUUUAAAAUAAAAUAAAUGAUAAUGAUUUCUA